This is a messenger RNA of Mytilinidion resinicola, 1304 nucleotides long. RefSeq lists its product as uncharacterized. The transcript has a single exon. Lineage: Eukaryota; Fungi; Ascomycota; Dothideomycetes; Mytilinidiales; Mytilinidiaceae. Gene Ontology annotation, cellular component: cytoplasm; nucleus. The record is from RefSeq and is a predicted model, not a curated record. The coding region runs from base 75 to 1046 and encodes 323 amino acids.
CGUGUGGUGGCUCAUCGUAAAAGGUUUCCGAUCCCUAGAAACCUUUGAUUCCACUUAUCCAAAUAGUCACCGAGAUGUCUUCGCCCGCCCCUACUGCUUCAACCUCCGUGUCCAGUGCUGCUCCACCCCAACGGCCGCGUGCUUUAAUCCUCACGGCUUGCCAGACCGACGACGUCUCCCUCAUCUCCCAAGCUCUCUCGCUUGCCUCCUCAGACUCGCGCGACACUGUCCCAGAACUCUUAUCCCGGGCCGUCACGCAAUCCAUUCGUCGAAACGCAACCAACGUCCUAACGUACGUCCUCAACCAUGGCGCGGAAGUGCCUGCAUAUUCAAGUCUCAACAUUGAGGACCAUUCCAAAGCAAUCUUCGAAAUCCUAGUCGCUCACGGCUGGGACAUCAACGCCCGACGUCCUGGAGAUCGACCGUUGUUGUGGGAAGUAGUUGGCGACGGAGACCUCGUCGCAUGGUGCCUGGACCACGGCGCAACUGCAAUUCCGAAUGAUCUUGGCCCCGCUAGCGAUGAUGAGCGCAGAAAAGACGAAUAUGGCUGCCCUCCGCUACUAGAAGUUGCUGCGUCACAGAGCACAGUGGCGACUUUCGAGCUUCUGAGGUCGAAAGGCGCACAGCUAGGUCGGCGGACGCUACAUUUCGCUGCAAGAGCAGCGAUCAAGAGCGGAGAUAGAGAGGGAGAGCAACCGCAAAUGCUGGAUAAAGACCGCGCGAAACUGCACUCGGAGCGCAUGGCUGUGGUAGUUCAUCUCGUAGACGCGCUCGGGCUGGAUCCGAACGCGUUAGACCAGCCUGCCGGGUGGUCACUAGGAAAUCAUUGGGGAACGCCGCUAUGUUACGUCGCACAUUCGAAUCCCAACUGGGACUGCAGUGAGGUUGUCACGUUUCUGCUGCAGAAGGGUGCAGAUCCGGGGCUUGUCAUGGACCCUGCUGGCUGGGACGCGGUGGAGCUUGCGAGGCGGUCCAAGAAUCAGCGGUUCUUGGACCUCAUAGAGGACUGGAAAGCAAACCGGCUAGAGCGAAAACCGGGUGCUUGAGAGCAAAGUAACGAAGUUUCGGUUAAGAGGAAUUCGAUAAAGGCGUCAAGCCUUGUUAGAAAGUAGCGUAUACCCCUUCAAUAUUGGGUAGGAUUGCGUCAACGAAGACUUCAACAAUUGACUGACAUGCUGUUCACUCCUGAAGCUGAUAGCGAAACGACUUCAAGGUUCUUUCGACAACUCGACUUGAAGUGAUUAGAUUGACAUGAUAUGAAACGCUUCUCCUGGACAUCAACUUUACCAGACUGUCAAUGCUAC